ACUGAGAUCGUCUUGGCCCUCGCUACCCUCCACCAAACCCAACACCAUAGUCCAUCAUAAAGUCCAUCACAAAAAUAGGACCACUUUGAAACAUUUUUAAAUGUCCAGGUUCCAGUCUGUCUCUGUGUCUCCCUUUUUUUCUUUUAAGAGCUCUCUUGGAGGUCAGACUUUGGUAUUUAGCAAUAAACUUCUGGUGUGUGUGUGUGUGUGUGUGUGUGUUGUGUGAGUGAGUGUGCACCUGUUUGGCCCUUUUAAUACCAGAUAGGACAAGAUACACAUUAACAAGGGAGUCUGAAUAAGAAAGAUGUGAGGCCGUGAAGGCCAUGGCUAUUCUGUACUAUAGUGUCAUAAAGAGUGGCCUGAGACAGAUGCAAAUGCAGUUAAAGCAUUUUAUUGGAAGACAGGCAAACAAAUCCAAAACGUUAGGCAAAUUCAAAAUCAGAUACCAGGCAAGGGUCAGGCAAUAAGCAAACAGCAUAAACUGAGAUAUAUCAAAAUAUGGAAACCAGGAAACAGGCAAAGUCAAAGCCAGAAUAGCGAAAGGCUUGGUAAGUACAGAGGUUUACACAACUGAGCAUUACUUCACAACGAGUCUUUGUUUGAGAGUCUCUUUUAAGUGUGCAGCUAAUUGGGAACAGGUGAGUGUAAUCAAAAGUCAGGGGAUUGUGAACGUUAGCGAUGCUGAGUUCUGGGAAGCUUAGUCUGGGGCGGCCAUGUCUGUAGGCUGUGGUGUGUUCUGGGAAACUGUGAAACAGACACUGCAUUACUGGUAAAGGUUCACAGACAGGAGGAAAUUUCGAACAGAGCAACAUCAUUGCAGCAGAGAUGGAAAAUAUGAUAAAACGGAGGGUGGGAUACCACAUCCAGCGGGAAGUCAUGGACGAACUCAAAGUUGAUGAAGUUGCAAAAAAAACAGAUGUCCAUACAUCACUGUUUGACAAAAUUAAGGAGUCAAUGAGGUGUUCUCGUUCUCAUGUGAAGAGCUGCUUUCUGUCAUGUAUUCCCCUGCUGUCAUGGCUGCCACAUUACUCACUGAGAGAACAUGCUUUCGGCGAUGUCGUCUCGGGGAUCAGUGUGGGCAUCAUGAACCUGCCACAAGGUCUAGCAUAUGCACUACUUGCUUCUGUCCCACCUGUGUUUGGCCUGUACUCAUCCUUCUACCCGAUCUUUGUCUACUUCAUCUUUGGGACUUCUAGGCAUAUCUCAAUGGGUACAUUCGCAGUGAUGAGCGUGAUGAUCGGUGGUGUGACAGAGCGCAUGGCUCCGGAUUCAGAUUUCAUGAUCUUGAGCAACGUCUCCAACGUCAGUAUCAUAGACACUGUGGCCCGUGACAAUGAGAGGGUCAAGAUUGUUGCGGCUGUUACCUUUCUGUCUGGCAUUAUUCAGUUGCUCUUAGGUCUAGCGCAGUUUGGUUUUGUGGUGAUGUAUCUUUCUGAGCCCCUAGUUUGUGGCUACACUACAGGAACAGCUAUUCAUGUCAUUGUGUCCCAGGUAAAAUAUGCACUUGGGAUCCACCCCCAACGCUACAGUGGACCUCUCUCUCUUAUAUAUACGGUGUUGGACGUGUGUUCACUGCUCGGUGAGACAAACAUCGGCACACUGGUUGUAAGCAUUGUAACCAUCGUGGGUCUGAUCAUUGCUAGGGAAGUGAAUGACUACCUGGCACCCAAACUUCCUGUUCCUAUUCCUUUUCAGCUUUUUGCUCUUGUUAUAGGUACUGUAGUGUCAUGGCACUUUGAUUUCAAGACGAGGUACAAUAUGCACGUUGUAGGCCAAAUACCAUCUGGUCUGAGGGCUCCAGCAAUGCCUGCAUUCUCUAAAAUGGGAUCUAUGAUCAGUGAUGCAUUCGCUAUAUCUGUUGUGGGUUAUGGGAUCACCAUCUCCCUCGGCCGAAUGUUUGCUUUCAGAUUUGGAUAUAAAAUCAACAGCAACCAGGAGCUGUUAGCUUUGGGGCUGUGCAACUUGAUCGGUGGGAUUUUCCAGUGCUUAACCACCAGCUCCUCCAUAUCUCGCAGUAUGGUACAGAUUAACACUGGGGGAAAGACUCAGUUUGCAGGUGCUGUCUCAGCUGUAGUGAUAUUUGUGGUCUUGCUGAAGUUCGGACAACUCUUUGAAGACCUGCCAAAGGCAGUAUUGUCUGCUGUUGUCUAUGUGAACCUACAUGGCAUGUUGAGGCAAUUUGGAGAAAUUCCAAGACUAUGGAGGAAAGACAGAGUGGACAUGCUGGUCUGGGUGAUGACGUUUAUUCUGACUGUGCUGUUAAAUCCUGAUCUGGGUUUGGCUGCGUCCGUCGCCUUCUCCAUGCUCACCGUUAUAAUCAGGACACAGCUAUCGAGGUAUUCUCUCCUUGGUCAGAUUCCUGGCACUGACAUCUACAAACCCAUAGAGGACUAUAACCAGGUUACACAGAUUCCUGGUCUUGUGAUUUUCCGGUGCUCUGCUACACUGUACUUUGCAAAUGCAGAGAUGUAUGUGGCACACCUCUAUGAGAAGAGUGGGGUAGAUGUGCCUAAACUCCUCUCCCACAAGAAGAAGCUAGAGGCAAAGAGACGCCAAAGAGAGAAGAAAGAGGCAAAACGAGCAAAGAAACAAGCAAACGGUACGGCACCAGAAAUGUCAGACCUGGAAGAAAAAUAUGAGGUUGCAGUGGUUAUGACUCGAGAACACAACCAGAGCCCUGACCUCACUAUGCCUAAGGCCAUCAUCCUCGAUCUGAGUCCAGUGAACUUCCUUGAUACAGUGGGAGUGAAAACAUUACACAAUAUCCAUGAGGACUUUGGGAGUGCUGGAAUUAAAGUGUUCUUAUCAGGCUGUCAACGAUGUGUUAUUGACCGUUUGGAGAAGGGAGAUUUCUUCCAUGACAAAGUCACUGAGCCAAUUCUCUUUUCCACUGUGCAUGAUGCUGUUCUUCACUGCCAAGGAAAAAACGCACAGGCGAUUGAGAAGGCCACAUAUUUCUGAACCUGAAUCCAUCUCAUACAUGGAAUGGAGCAUCGCAAAUGCAGCAAGAAAUAUUUGAUAACUCUAGAAACUAACAAACAUCUUUUAAAACCAAUCUUUUAAAAAUAAUUAGGUUUUUUUACAUGUAUAUGUCUGUAAAUCCACCUUAAUUAAUGACAAAAUGUAAUAGCUGAAAGUUAAUUGAUGUAUAAAUAUCAGCAUGUUAUUGUGGAGACACUAGGUGCCACUAUAUAAUGUCACGUAUACUACAGCAGAUUCAGGGUGAUCUUUUAGACAGUCAUUAAGUCAAUGAGGACAUAAUAUUAAAUUGACUUAAUUUGGGAUUAAAUUUACUUAACAAGCUUGAAAAUCAUUUCUAUGUUAAUAAAAUAUAAUGCAUUAAUGCAUUUAUUGCCAAAAGUGCCAAAAUUAUGUUAAUGUUAUUUACAUCACUUCACUGUUGAAUUUUAAUUCUGAUUGGUCAGAAGGUGUUAAUUUCUAUAACAACAGCUUUGACAAUAGUGCUGGCUGCAAGCCAUUUCACAGGUUUAUAUUAAUAUGUGCGUUCUAAUACGUUAUCAUGUCUAUAGUAACAGCUUGUUCACAAGGACUUAUAUGGCAGAUGUUUCACAUAAUCUAAGCGUAAUAAGAAUGAUAUUUAUUUAAAAGGUGUUGUAUUUAACAAUGAGAAGCAUGUAAAUGUUGAUAUUGUGAAGCUUUUGGACAAGACAUUUAUUUCUGUAGACAGUCAUUCAAAUGUUUUUUUUUUUUCCAUACUCAAGUGCAUUAUUGACACUUUCAUUGUUAAAAGUGAUCUAGCAGAGGUAAAUUUCAAAUAUGAAACAGAUCAAUAUUGUUUGCAAGUGAGAGAAGAUAUAUGCACUGUAAUUAUGUAAUUCUUUCAUGUCUAUGGUGUUUUAAAACCCCAGUUAUAUCCCAGGCCAAACUGACCUGGCAACGACCCCCAAUAGUUGCCAAAAGUGACCACAAAAGGGUUAAAUCUUCAAGCCAGACGUGAAGAUGGCAAGGGAAAACCCCCUGAGAAGACAUGAGGAAGAAACCUUGAGAGGAACUAGACUCAAAAAGGAACCCAUCCUCUUCUGGUUGACACCAGAUAGUGUGAUUAUGAAUCAUUACUUCUCCACAGCUGUAUACUAUAGAGUGACAAAGUGCUACAUGUGUUGAAACUAUUCUGAGUAGGAGCAUUAGGGUCAUUUUUGAUUUUAUUAGAGUUUUGACUCUAAGUGAAUUUAUCUACUAUUCAAUGAUUGGAAUGUAGACUGUUUUAUCAAGUGUGGUGACUGAUUCUCCUAUGAAGGAGGCUCCAAGCAGAAGUAGAGCAUCAGGAUGGAGCAGGCAGGUCCGUCAGGCAUGUCAGAAGCAUAGCAGUGGAAGCUAAUAACAUGUUUAUGAAUAAUUGUACCCAGAGGCAGCAUAAAUAGAGAAAUGACCAGUGGGCCUAACACAGUUUUGUUUUAUAUUUCAGUACAGACCAAGUGCCACUUGAAAUCAGUGAAGGAAAUGUCUCCAAUACUCAUGUUGUAUGUUUUUUGGGUCCCUGGCGGACUAAUGGUUAGGCCACAGUGCUCUCACCACUCGGCCCAGGUUUGAUUCCUGGCCAGGGAACCAACCCCAGCCACUGAGGUCGCAUGCAACAGUGUGCUCUCGGAAUUGUAUGUGGCAAACACAGACAAAUGGACUGAUACACACAGUGAAACAUUCCAGUGUGGUUAUAGUAAAUAUAAGCACUCUUGGAAUGUGGCUUGACCAAUCAAAUUAGUGGCCCUGAACUAUCUGUUGUUUAAUUACUCUUUAAUUAUUUUCUAUUCUUAACUUCAUCAAUAUAAAAUAACUGUGCAUUACAUGUACAGAAAUUAGUUUGCUGCAGAGGUAAUGUUCACUAAUUUUCACUUUAAAAAUCAACAAAAUAUGUGAUUUGGCCAAAUAUUUAUUAAACAAGUGCUUGGUCUUUAGUUUUCUUUUGAAACCAGCCCAUAACUCAGCCCAUAACUGGCCAAAAGUAUGUGGACACCUGAAAAUCACACCCAUAUGUGGAUCUUCCACAAACUUUGGCCACAAAAUUGAAAGUACACAAUUGUCGAGAAUGCCUUUGUAUGCUUUAGCUUUAAGAUUUCUCUUUACUGCAAUUAAUGGGCCAAAACCUGUUCCA
This is a messenger RNA of Pangasianodon hypophthalmus (striped catfish), 5110 nucleotides long. Its product is annotated as solute carrier family 26 member 6. Lineage: Eukaryota; Metazoa; Chordata; Actinopteri; Siluriformes; Pangasiidae. Gene Ontology annotation, biological process: transmembrane transport. Gene Ontology annotation, molecular function: oxalate transmembrane transporter activity; secondary active sulfate transmembrane transporter activity; bicarbonate transmembrane transporter activity. Gene Ontology annotation, cellular component: membrane. The record is from RefSeq and is a predicted model, not a curated record. The transcript is spliced from 20 exons. The coding region runs from base 826 to 2961 and encodes 711 amino acids.